Messenger RNA from Cuscuta campestris, 2286 nucleotides. NCBI's taxonomy places the organism in Eukaryota, Viridiplantae, Streptophyta, Magnoliopsida, Solanales, Convolvulaceae. The record is from the annotation of a GenBank genome assembly.
GAGUAUUAAUGGGGGGCCAAAUAUUACUGAAAUAGUGGUGCCCCAAUAUAGUAGUAGGACGGUUUCUAGCCACAAAAAAAGUGACGACUGUAGCUCUCAGCUGCCGUCUUCAUAAACGCAGAAGCCCUCAAACACUUCUUUCAGCUGGCCGUCAAAAAUGGAGUCUACUUGCGCGCGCUCAAACCUUCCUCACAUUCCAAGUUCAAUCUCCAAAUGCACGCUCAGAUCGCGCGCAAUCCCCUCCGCGGCCGCCGCUUUUUCCAAGGGUUUCAGCCGCUCCAUCACCAUUAGCAGCGGCGCAUCAAGGCGGCGUUGCCAUGCGGCCUCUGUCGUCCGCUGCCAGUCCUCGCGCAGGCCAGAUUACAGCCCCAAUCGGAUCUCGGAUCCCAAGUACGUUCGUAUUUUCGACACGACCCUCCGGGACGGCGAGCAGUCCCCCGGAGCCACCAUGACCACCAAGGAGAAGCUCUACGUAGCCCGACAGCUCGCCAAGCUCGGCGUCGACGUGAUUGAGGCUGGGUUUCCCGCUGCCUCACUGGCAGACCUUGAAGCCGUCAGGGUGAUUGCUGAGGAGGUUGGCUGUGGGGAGGGCGAUGAUGUGCCUGUCAUCUGCGGCCUUGCCAGGUGCAGUAAGAAUGACAUAGACAAGGCGUGGGAGGCCGUAAAGCACGCGAAGAAACCUAGAAUCCAUACUUUCAUUGCCACAAGUGAGAUCCACAUGAAGGCCAAGCUCAAAAUGACCAAGGAGCAAGUGAUGGAGAAGGCAAUUAGCAUGGUCAGUUACGCCCGGAGCCUGGGCUGCCCUGAUGUUGAAUUUAGCCCUGAAGAUGCCGGCAGAUCUGAUAGGGAGUUUCUUUAUCAAAUACUUGGAGAAGUUAUCAGAGCUGGAGCAACAACCCUUAAUAUCCCCGAUACCGUUGGUUAUACAAUUCCCUCAGAAUUUGGACAGCUGAUUGCUGAUAUAAAAGCCAACACCCCUGGAAUUGAAAAUGUUAUCAUUUCAACACACUGUCAUAAUGAUUUAGGGCUUGCGACAGCCAACACUUUAGCUGGAGCAUGUGCAGGUGCGAGACAGUUAGAAGUGACCAUAAAUGGCAUUGGUGAGAGAGCUGGAAAUGCUUCAUUGGAGGAGGUUGUAAUGGCUUUGAAAUGUCGUGGCGAGCAUGUGUUAGGUGGUCUUUAUACCGGGACAAAUACACAAAACAUUAUGAUGACAAGCAAGAUGGUAGAAGAGUAUACUGGUCUACAUGUCCAGCCACAUAAGGCCAUCGUUGGCUCUAAUGCAUUUGCUCAUGAAAGUGGUAUCCAUCAGGAUGGAAUGCUAAAACACAAAAAUACGUAUGAGAUAAUAUCUCCACAGGAUAUCGGGCUUCGUCGGGAAAAUGAAUCUGGUAUUGUCCUUGGGAAGCUCAGUGGGCGCCAUGCUUUGCAAGCGAAAAUUAUGGAGCUUGGUUAUGAGAUUGAAGGAAAGGAACUGGAGGACCUCUUUUGGCGUUUUAAAUCUGUUGCUGAAAUGAAAAAGAAAGUAACUGAUGAGGACGUAAUUGCACUAGUAUCAGAUGAAGUUUUCCAGCCGCAAGUGUUUUGGAGACUUGGGGAUGUACAGGUAACAUGCGGUAGUCUUGGCCUCUCAACGGCAACUGUUAAGCUCUUUGAUGCUGAUGGUGAAGAGCACGUUGCCUGUUCUGUUGGGACAGGCCCUGUAGAUGCCGCUUAUAAGGCGGUUGAUCUAAUUGCAAAGGUGCCAGUAACCCUCCUUGAGUACUCCAUGAAUGCAGUUACUGAAGGUAUUGAUGCCAUAGCGACAACUAGAGUUCUGAUCCGGGAGAACUCAACAUCUACCCAUGUUGUAACGGAUGAGAAUGCCAACCGUUCAUAUAGUGGUACGGGAGCAGCUAUGGAUAUUGUGAUCUCAAGCGUGCGAGCGUAUGUUGGUGCAUUGAACAAGAUGUUAGGUUUCCAAAAGCUAGUUUCACGAUUCAACAAAACAGAGGAAUCUUCUGUGGUCUAAGCGCUAUCUAAGCUAAGCUUGAAGAAAAAAUUGCAGUGAUAUUUCUUGUGCUUCUCUUGGUUCGGAGAUGAUUUAUUAGAAUAUUUCAGUGGAAAUGAACUGAAUCUAAAUUGUAAUUCUCUGCAACCAUGUGGUUUCAUAUUUACUCCGUAUGUUAUAUUUCUCCCACUGUUUUCUUUUCAUAACUCGGUUGUUCUGUCUUACAAGAAGAUUUUACUAAUUAAAUGGUUUCCAAGUCAUUGGCAUAAUUUUCAAAGACAUUAUUUCACCUUUUC